This is a messenger RNA of Mytilus trossulus (common blue mussel), 2221 nucleotides long. RefSeq names its product neuroendocrine convertase 1-like. Gene Ontology annotation, cellular component: neuron projection; membrane. The transcript has 16 exons. Gene Ontology annotation, biological process: peptide hormone processing. The record is from RefSeq and is a predicted model, not a curated record. NCBI's taxonomy places the organism in Eukaryota, Metazoa, Mollusca, Bivalvia, Mytilida, Mytilidae. Bases 222 to 2180 code for a protein of 652 amino acids. Gene Ontology annotation, molecular function: serine-type endopeptidase activity.
GAUAUCUGUGAUAAGUUCGCCAAUUGUCAAACAGCUGUUGACAUAGGUAUAUUUCACAGUAAAGUUUAUCAAUUUCGUCAUGACAAAUUCGAAAAAUUAUAAUGUGUAUUCGAAGUGAACCUUCCUUUUCGGAACAGUUGAAAUUGAGAACAGACUAUCUGUCAGAGAUAAACUUUUGACAGAACGGAGUAACAGGAAACGUAAUUUUGGUUUGGGAUACUAUGAAAACUGUGAUAUUUUUUCUUUUCGUUUUUCUUUCUAUCAGUUAUGCUGUUAGCGAAAAUCAUUAUGUAAAUCAAUGGGCUGUAGAAAUUCAGGGCGGACAGGAAGAAGCUAAAAGAGUUGCUAAGGAACAUGGCUAUGACAUUGUAAAAGAGCUUAAACCAUUCGACAACCAUUACUUACUGACACAUAGAAGUGUACCAAGCCGUUCUAAACGCCAUGCACACCACCAUACAAGGAAACUAGUAACUGAUAAGAGGGUUAACUGGGUAGAACAACAGGAACACAAGACAAGAACAAAAAGAGGUUUGAUAGACCGUGAGACAUUUGAAAGGUCCUACCACGAAGUCAAAUUUAACGACCCUUUAUGGGAUAAAGAAUGGUAUUUGACAGACACGAGAACAGAAGUUAGCUUGCCAAAACUAGACUUGCACGUGAUACCAGUAUGGAAUAAAGGCAUUACAGGAAAAGGGGUGGUGGUUACAGUUCUCGAUGAUGGUUUAGAGAAGAACCACACAGAUAUCGCAGCUAACUAUGAUCCAAAGGCCAGCACUGAUCUAAAUGACAACGACGAUGACCCACAACCUCGAUAUGAUCCUACUAAUGAAAACAAACAUGGUACUCGAUGUGCUGGGGAAAUUGCUAUGGUAGCUAAUAAUUCAAUGUGUGGUGUAGGAAUAGCAUAUAAUGCCAAAAUAGGAGGUGUAAGAAUGUUAGACGGCAGAGUAACCGAUAGUGUCGAGGCCGAAGCCAUCGCUUUCAACCACAAAUAUGUCGAUAUUUAUAGCGCUAGCUGGGGACCAAACGACGAUGGACAAACAGUAGAAGGUCCUGGAAAACUUGCGCAGAAAGCUUUCGAAAUGGGAAUUAAAGAGGGGAGAGGGGGUAAGGGUGUAAUAUAUGUUUGGGCAUCCGGAAAUGGUGGUCGUCUUGGUGACAACUGUGACUGUGAUGGUUAUACCGGAAGUAUAUAUACCUUAUCAAUAAGCAGUGCCUCUCAAGCUCAACAAACCCCAUGGUAUGCUGAAAAAUGUGCCUCAACCAUGGCUACAACUUACUCCAGUGGUGCCUAUAGUGAUCAAAGAAUUGCCUCAACAGAUUUAAGAGGAACAUGUACUACAUCUCAUACAGGAACAUCGGCGGCUGCCCCUCUAGCUGCUGGAAUAUUUGCUCUUCUUUUAGAAACUAACCCUAACUUGACUUGGAGAGAUGUUCAACAUUUAGUUGCAUGGACAUCAGAAUAUUCAGCCUUAAAAAAUAAUGGUGGUUGGAAAAAAAAUGGUGCUGGAUUUUGGAUUAACAGCGCGUUUGGAUUUGGUUUGUUAAAUGCAGCUAGAAUGAUAAAUGCAGCAGAUCCUCAAGAAUGGAAGCAUGUACCAGAAAAAUACAUUUGUUACGUUACAUCCAAUGAUUUAUCAAAUCUACCUCAAGAUUUCCAUAGUAAACAGGAAAUAGAAAUUGCACUAAAGACUGAUGGUUGUAAAGGACAACCAAAUGAAAUCCGUUAUUUAGAACAUGUACAGUUAACUUUAACUAUGGAAUAUUCAAAGAGAGGAGAUCUAUCAAUUAAUAUAACAUCUGCAAUGAAUACCGAAACAAUGCUUUUAUCUGAGAGACCACUCGAUUCAUCAGUGAAAGGUUUCAAAAAUUGGAACUUCAUGUCAGUGCACAAUUGGGGCGAAAGGCCGGAUGGUGUGUGGAAAUUAAAAAUUAGAGAUGGAAAAGGAGCUAAAAACACAGGAGUUAUAAAAGCAGUUAAAUUAGUUUUACAUGGUACCAAAGAAUUACCUGAUCACGUGCACAGAGCAGGAGGUGCACGUAUCUAUGACAACAACUACAAUAAAGUUAUUGAUGAACGAGAGUUGUUACAUCCAGGAAUGAGAACAGGUUCUGUAGAAUCAAUCCUUCAUGAGUUUAAUGAACUGAUGCACAUUAAGGACACACGGGAGGUUUGGUGAUCCUACCAUCAUGGAUAUGGCCAAUAAAAAGACGAAAUCUC